AUGCCAUUUAGUUCCGAUGCUCGUAACAAAAUCAGAGAAACCCUGAUUAGAUUUCGAAAAUUCAUUUUGAACCCUAAAGUUCGUGGGCAGUCUCUGGAAAGAGACGAUGUUGAAUAUGGAUAUGUUGGGAUUAGAGAAAAGGGUUUUAAAGAAUGUGAAAUUUCGAUUUCAGAUGGACUUCUUGAUACGAGUGGAGAAAAAUAUAACCUUGAUAUAUCGGGCGAGUCUGUGGAGUUCAAAAAAGGGAUGGAGAGUGAGGAGGACAGUGAAAUUGAAUUAAGGGUUUUGGAUUCAUAUAAUAGGAAUAGAAAGCAAAGUGAAGUUUGUAGAAGUAUUGAGGGGGAUGAAGAUGAAUCAAGACACCCACUAGUGAAAGAAGUUUGCAGGUUAAUUGAUUUUCGGGCAGCAUGGACUCCAAAGCUUGAAGGGGAGUUGAGGCACUUGUUGAGAAGUUUGAAGUCUAGGCAAGUUUGUGCUGUACUGAGGGCUCAGUCUGAUGAAAGGGUUGCUUUGAAGUUCUUUUAUUGGGCAGAUAGUCAAUGGCGGUACAGACACGAUCCAAUUGUGUAUUAUGCAAUGCUUCAAGUUCUUAGUAAGACUAAGUUGUGUCAGGGGGCUAAGCGGGUGCUCCAGCUUAUGUUAAAGAGGAAGAUUGAGUGUAGGCCUGAAGAUUUUGGUUGUGUGAUGGUUUCUUUCAGUAGGGCUGGGGAUAUUAGAAAAGCUAUGCAGAUAUUAACUCUAAUGCAAAAAGCGGGAGUAGAACUUGAUCUGUCCAUAUGUAAUACUGCAAUUUAUGCUCUGGUGAAAGGCCAUAAGUUGGAGAAGGCAUUGAAGUUCUUGGAAAGAAUGCAAGUUAUUGGGAUUAAACCUGAUGUCAUUACAUACAAUUGUUUAAUCAAGGGUUACUGUGAUGUACAUCAACUUGAAAAUGCAAUGGAGCUAAUCUCAGAAAUGCCCUUCAAGGGUUGCUCCCCAGAUAAAGUUAGUUACUAUACCAUUAUGGGAUUUCUCUGCAAGGAGAAAAGGAUCGAUGAAGUGAGAGGGUUGAUGGAGAAUAUGCUGAAGGAUAGUAAAUUGUUGCCCGACCAAGUUACUUACAACACCAUUAUUCAUAUGCUUUCCAAGUAUCUUCAUGCGGAUGAGGCAUUAGGAUUUCUGAGAGAAGCAGAAGAAAAAGGGUUCUUUAUUGAUAAGGUCGAGUACAGUGCAGUAAUAGAUUGCUUCUGUCAGAAGGGGAGGAUGGAUAGAGCAAAAGAACUUGUGAAUGAAAUGAUCUCAAAAGGAUGCACUCCUGAUGUUGUGACAUAUACUGCUGUUGUGAAUGGGUUUUGUCAAGUUGGAGAGCUUGAUCAUGCUAAAAAGUUACUUCAGCAGAUGUACAAGCAUGGUUGUAAGCCAAACUGUGUAUCAUAUACAGCAUUGUUAAAUGGCCUUUGUAGGAGUGGGAACUCAACAGAAGCGAGGGAGAUGAUGCACAUGAGCGAGGAGGAAUGGUGGACCCCAAAUGCGGUGACAUAUAGUGUGUUAAUGCAUGGAUUUCGUCGAGAAGGGAAGCUGUCUGAGGCAUGUGAUUUGGCCCGGGAAAUGAUCAGAAAGGGCUUUUUUCCUACUCCGGUUGAAAUUAACCUCUUGAUUCAAUCUCUAUGUCGAGAGGACAGAGCAAGUGAAGCAAAAAAGUUUAUGGAGGAGUGUCUGCAUAAAGGGUGUGCUGUCAAUGUGGUAAACUUUACUACUGUCAUUCAUGGAUUCUGUCAAAAGGGUGACUUAGAGGCUGCUGUUUCUGUCCUUGAUGACAUGUAUUUAAGUAACAAACACCCUGAUGUUGUUACGUAUACAACAGUCAUUGAUGCAUUAGGGCGGAAGGGUAGAAUAGAUGAAGCAACUGAACUGGCCAAGAAAAUGCUUCACAGUGGUUUGCUUCCUACUACUGUAACAUAUCGCUCGCUCAUUCAUCAUUUCUGUCGUCAAGGCAGGGUAGAUGAUCUGUUAGAAUUAUUGGAGAAGAUGCUUCCAAAACAAGACUUCAGAACUGUGUACAACCAAAUCAUUGAAAAGCUUUGCAGUUCUGGACAUGUCGAUAAGGCUUACAAGUUAUUGGGGAAAGUUCUGAGAACGGCAUCAAGAACUGAUGCGAACACGUGCCAUGUUCUCAUGGAAAGUUAUAUGAAGAAAGGAAAUUCUCUCGGCUCAUAUAAAGUGGCUUGUCGGAUGUUCAAUAGGAAUCUGAUUCCUGAUAUUAAGUUAUGCGAGAAGGUGAGUAAGGAACUAAUGUUAGAGGGGAAAGUUCACGAAUCAGAUAAACUUAUGCUACGGUUUGUGGAGCGUGGCCACAUCUCAAACAAGUGUCACCAUGCUGGGUUUGGUCAAGGAGUUCAUCUGGCUUAA
Molecule: messenger RNA, 2385 nt
Organism: Fraxinus pennsylvanica
Lineage: Eukaryota; Viridiplantae; Streptophyta; Magnoliopsida; Lamiales; Oleaceae
Source: the annotation of a GenBank genome assembly